Molecule: messenger RNA, 1207 nt
Organism: Balaenoptera ricei (Rice's whale)
Lineage: Eukaryota; Metazoa; Chordata; Mammalia; Artiodactyla; Balaenopteridae
Product: uricase
Exons: 8
Coding region: 1-1083 (360 amino acids)
Biological process (GO): urate catabolic process; purine nucleobase catabolic process
Cellular component (GO): peroxisome
Molecular function (GO): urate oxidase activity
Source: RefSeq, a predicted model, not a curated record
AUGGUGCUUUACUUCAAAGAGGACUUGGUGUCCAAUUGGUUGCAAUGCAAUCAGGUAAACAUAUUGACCACUCAUGCUUCAGAUCAAAUAAAAAUGUUACAAGCAUCUGUUUUGCCCAAAUUAUUCUUUCCCAUUCUUGAAACUGAAUCUGAAGUUGAAGGCAAAGGGAAAAUGGCUCAUUUCCAUGACUAUAAAAAGAAUGAUGAGGUGGAGCUUGUCCGAACUGGCUAUGGGAAGGAUAUGGUAAAAAUUCUCCAUAUUCAGCGAGAUGGAAAAUAUCACAGCAUUAAAGAAGUGGCAACUUCAGUGCAACUUACUCUGAGAUCCAAAAAAGAUUACCUGCAUGGAGACAAUUCAGACCUCAUCCCUACCGACACCAUCAAGAACACAGUUCAUGUCCUGGCAAAGUUCAAAGGCAUCAAAAGCAUAGAAACGUUUGCUGUGAAUAUCUGUGAGCAUUUCCUUUCUUCUUUUAACCAUGUUAUUCGAGUUCAAGUCUAUGUGGAAGAAGUCCCUUGGAAACGUUUUGAAAAGAAUGGAGUUAAGCAUGUCCAUGCAUUUAUUCAUACUCCCACUGGAACGCACUUCUGUGAGGUUGAACAGUUGAGGAGUGGACCUCCAGUCAUUAAUUCUGGAAUCAAAGACCUCAAAGUCUUGAAAACAACCCAGUCCGGAUUUGAAGGAUUCAUCAGGGACCAGUUCACCACCCUCCCUGAGGUGAAGGACCGGUGCUUUGCCACCCAAGUGUACUGCAAGUGGCGCUACCACCAGGGCAGAGACGUGGACUUUGAGGCCACCUGGGACACUAUUAGGGACGUUGUCCUGAAGAAAUUUGUUGGACCCUAUGACAAAGGCGAGUACUCGCCCUCUAUCCAGAAGACCCUCUAUGACAUCCAGAUGCUCUCCCUGAGCCAAGUUCCUGAGAUAGAAACUAUGGAAAUCAGCCUGCCAAACAUUCACUACUUUAACAUAGACAUGUCCAAAAUGGGACUGAUCAACAGGGAAGAGGUCUUGCUACCAUUAGACCAUCCAUAUGGCAGAAUUACUGGUACAGUCAAGAGGAAGCUGACUUCAAAGCUGUAACAUUGUGGCCACCAGUGGGAGUCCAUUCUCAGUUGAGGCAUUCCUUAAGCCACUUGUGAUGCUGGAAAUCAUAGUGUGUAGCCAUGCAAAAUUUCAACCUAGUAUGUUGAUUUAUAGUGUUCAU